GACAUUUUGCAGUUCAGUGCGUUUAGUGUUUGACAACCUGAAAGCUUCCUUUCUUUUCCAAAUUUACGUUCGUACUGGUUGGACGUCUUUGUAAAUUUAACUAAAAAUGAGUGAAUCGCUCCAAUUGCGUGGAACCCUUUUGGGGCACAAUGGCUGGGUUACCCAGAUUGCCACCAAUCCAAAAUAUCCCGAUAUGAUUUUGUCUUCAUCAAGAGACAAGACGUUGAUCGUUUGGAAAUUGACUCGUGAUGAGACACAAUACGGCAUUCCACAGAAGCGUUUGUACGGUCACAGCCAUUUCAUCAGUGACGUUGUUCUAUCGUCCGAUGGCAACUACGCUCUUUCCGGAUCGUGGGACAAAACUCUACGACUGUGGGAUUUGGCUGCCGGAAAAACGACUCGCCGAUUCGAAGACCAUACCAAGGACGUUCUGUCAGUUGCAUUCUCCGUAGACAAUCGUCAAAUCGUGUCCGGUUCUCGGGACAAAACCAUCAAAUUGUGGAACACCUUGGCCGAAUGCAAGUACACCAUUCACGAUGAAGGUCAUUCCGAUUGGGUGUCGUGCGUCCGAUUCUCGCCGAAUCACAGCAAUCCAAUCAUCGUAUCCUGCGGCUGGGAUCGUACCGUCAAGGUCUGGAAUUUGACCAACUGCAAGCUAAAGAUCAACCAUAAGGGACACAAUGGCUACUUGAACACCGUCACCGUGUCUCCCGAUGGUUCGUUGUGCACUUCCGGCGGUAAAGAUGCCAAGGCUCUGUUGUGGGACUUGAACGAAGGCAAACAUUUGCACACUUUGGACCACAAUGACAUCAUUAAUGCAUUGUGCUUCUCGCCGAACCGAUACUGGUUGUGCGUCGCUUUCGGACCAUCCAUUAAGAUCUGGGAUUUGGCAUGCAAAAAGACCGUCGAAGAACUUCGUCCCGAAGUUAUUUCUACCACAUCGAAGGCCGACCCACCACAAUGUCUGUCGCUUGCUUGGUCCGUCGAUGGUCAAACUUUGUUCGCUGGUUACAGCGACAAUACCAUUCGAGUGUGGCAGGUGUCCGUUUCAGCUCGUUAAGUAGGGGAACAACAACAUGAAAAAUUGAAGAAGGCGGUUGGCCGGAUGUUUUAUAUUUUGUUGAAAGAAAAUAUAAAAUAAAAAGACAAUUUGCUAUGACAAAAA
This is a messenger RNA of Bradysia coprophila, 1165 nucleotides long. It is a transcript of the gene Rack1, whose product is annotated as Receptor of activated protein kinase C 1. The record is from RefSeq and is a predicted model, not a curated record. Gene Ontology annotation, molecular function: translation regulator activity; protein binding; ribosome binding. NCBI's taxonomy places the organism in Eukaryota, Metazoa, Arthropoda, Insecta, Diptera, Sciaridae.